AGAGAGAGAGAGAGAGAGAGAGAGAGAGAAAAAGAAGAAAACCCUUCGUCCGGCCGGCGUAAAAUCUCUCUCUAGCAGAUUCAAUGGCGUCAGAUCCCAAAAAUUUCGUAUUCGAUGAUGUUAUCAAACACAACAAAACCAAGGAUUGCUGGCUUGUUAUCGACGGAAAGGUUUAUGAUGUAACCCCAUUUAUGGAGGACCACCCUGGAGGCGAUGAAGUUCUGCUAGCAGCAACUGGGAAAGAUGCAACCGACGAUUUUGAGGAUGUGGGACACAGUGAUGAUGCUAGAGGCAUGAUGCACAAAUAUUACAUUGGCGAGGUGGACAAGGCAACUGUUCCAAAGAAGCGUGCUUAUGUUAAACCUGCUGAUAGCAACUACAAUCAUGACAAGACUUCGGAGUUUGUUAUUAAGAUAUUACAGUUUAUUGUGCCUCUUGUGAUCUUAGGUUUGGCCUUUGUGGUCAGAUCUUACACCAAAGAGAAGUCUGCUUGAAAGAGAAAGAGAGAGCUUGCUUGCUUCCCUUUCAUUAUUUGAGGUUUAGAUGGUGUGUUGUGUUGUGUUGGUUUUAAGUUAUGGAGAAUAUUUAUGUCUAUUAAAAACAUGGUGACUUUGGUUAUUUGUUAGAUGAAAAAUAUGUCGUGAGGACAGGUUUUUCGUUAGUUAUUUAUUGUCCAAGAAUUGCUUAUGUGACACAAUUUCAACAUCAUCUUUUCCAGCCUCCAAUAUGUCAUCCAAAUGAAUUGCAAGGUAGUGAAUAAAAGAACCGAUCAUCUUUAAAAAAGGUGCAUAAUCAUUGAGAGAAUGAUUAUUAUCAACAGAUCAUUCAAUAUGUUGAGUUUGUAAUGCCAUUUUGGAGAACUGUAGAUGUUUUUUUCAAACCACA
Molecule: messenger RNA, 885 nt
Organism: Lactuca virosa
Lineage: Eukaryota; Viridiplantae; Streptophyta; Magnoliopsida; Asterales; Asteraceae
Source: the annotation of a GenBank genome assembly